Dalotia coriaria is the source of this 3138-nucleotide messenger RNA. Its product is annotated as ecto-NOX disulfide-thiol exchanger 2. Gene Ontology annotation, biological process: ultradian rhythm. The transcript has 7 exons. Gene Ontology annotation, molecular function: RNA binding; oxidoreductase activity. Gene Ontology annotation, cellular component: plasma membrane; external side of plasma membrane. Lineage: Eukaryota; Metazoa; Arthropoda; Insecta; Coleoptera; Staphylinidae. Bases 197 to 2164 code for a protein of 655 amino acids. The record is from RefSeq and is a predicted model, not a curated record.
CCGCAACCAGGCAGUCGCAGUCCCAAAUGUCUUGCUAACAAUUUAAUAAUCGAUUAAACAUUGCACCAAACAAUAAGAUACAACGAGAAUCUCACACAACGCAUAAAACUUAACAUAAAACAUUAUAAAUCAUUAAUUCCCUGUGUUAUUCUAUAUUUACCUAUAAAAAUAACCAAAAUGAUUCACCUAUAAUUAAAUGUUUGAACAACAAAUAAUGAACCGCAACAAACUACACAAUCGUUCCCUGGACGAGACUGACGAUCUCGUCGACCUGGAAACAAUGACGACAAUGCGAAUGAAUCGCGACAGCCGCGAUCGUGAAUUCUCCAAGUGUCGCGACGACGACUCAAACCUAUCAAACGCAACAUCCACACACUCCGACAGUCACGUAAUGAAUCUCCAGAGUGCCCCGACUCCGAUGAACCCCAGCAUGUGGUCCGGUAUGAUGGGAAUGAGUUAUCCCAUGGUUGGCAUGAAUAUGAUCAUGGAUCCCAAUGUAAUGACAAUGAAUAACUAUGGAAUGAUGCCACCGAUGAAUCCAAUGAUAACAGCCACAUCUGAAACAUUAUUAACCACACCAGCAGCAGCAGAUUCUUUACUGAUUAACACUCCUACUAAAGAGAUAGUACACUGUAAAUCAUGUACAUUGUUUCCGCCGAGUCCUACUGCGCCUGCGCCGACGACACGUGAACGUCCACCAGGAUGCAGGACGAUUUUCGUCGGUGGAUUACCAGAGAAUAUGACUGAGGAGAUUAUUAUGGAAGUAUUUGAACGGUGUGGUGAGAUUACCACGCUGAGACUGAGCAAGAAGAACUUUUGUCAUAUUAGAUUCGUUUAUGAGGCGUCAGUGGACGCCGCCAUCUUUUUAUCUGGGUAUAGGGUUAGGAUUGGGUCGAAUACUGAUCCACCUAACACUGGGAGAUUACAUGUUGAUUAUGCGCAGGCUAGAGAUGAUCAAUAUGAGUGGGAAUGUCGACAGCGGCAGCUUCAACGAGAGCAAAGACAUCGAGAACGCAUGGAAGAGGAACGUCUACGGCCGCCAUCACCGCCUCCGGUUGUCCAUUACACGGAUCAUGAAGCCUCUGCGGUUUCAGAGAAGAUUAAACAGGAUGAUACGUUCACAAAAGCUGUUUUGGUGGUUAUUACAUGGUUGGAGAGAGGUGAUUGCAGCAAACGCAACGCAAACAAUUUCUACUCAAUGAUUCAGUCUACAAAUUCACACGUGCGGCGUCUUCUCACCGAAAAAGUCCAAUACGAAGAGGAGUUGCAGAAAGCGCGUGAAAUCAUGAAGGGACGCAUGCAAGGCAUUCUAUUGCAAUUCAGUCAAAUAGAGCGCUUAUUCAAUGCUGCGUGUCACAAGAAGGUCUGGGACCAUUUCACCAAGGCGCAGCGAAAGAACAUCGAGAUGUGGAAGAAACAGUCGAUGGAGAUAAAAAACGUGCAAAUUGAGUUGGAAGCCGCGUCGCAGGAGCGCGGCGAUGACGAAAUGGACGUCUCGGAUGAAGAGGAAGCCAUUCCACGCAAACGGACCAAAGUUGAUCUUGUACAAGAUGAAAAUGUUCAAUUAAAAGAUGAGAAUAACGCUUUACGCAUGCAAAUGGAAGCAUAUAAGAAUGAGGUGGAAGUUGUUAAAAUGGACCUCCAGAAAGACUUAGACGAUAAAGAAAAACAAAUAAAAGUCUUACAACAAACUUUGCAUGGAAUGCAACAACAAUUACUAGACGUAAAGAAAAAACAAGCCGAAGAAGAAUCGCGAUCACGCGAAUUACAAUCCAAGCUAAAACAACAAAUGAUCGACGGCACCAUAAACCUGGACGAUACUGAAUCAGAAAAAACCGAUUCGAUAUCUUCCGAUUCUUCUAGUCACACGCAUACUCACACACCGCUACCAGUCAAUGGUUCCACCUCCGAAGCAACGAAUCUCAACACUCUCAACAACGCAGACGCACGCCUCGUUGGAAUAAUCUCAGCUUUCCUCAACGUGCAUCCCUUCGGCGCCGGUCUGGAUUAUAUCUGGUCAUAUGUGACCAAACUAGAGUCAAAUCUACGCCCCUCUGACCUGGAGGUGUUAAUGUCACGUUUCCCAAGCGUCUUUAGUCAGGAGUUGGUCGGCAUCGGCGCUAACAUCGAACGUCGAUGGUUGUUCAAUGCAUUUAAGUCAUAAACGCCGAGUUAAAUUAAUUUUUUUUACUAAGAGAAUUCAAAAAGUCCCUACUAGCUAUUUAAAGCUCUCGUAGAGUAUGGAGAGCAUCGUCGAUAUAAAAAUAUAAAAAUAUACAUACAUAAACUUAUCAGAACCCCACCACUCGGAUAAAAGUGAAAGAUAAAAACCAUAAAGAAAUUACCGCAAGGUGACACUUCACCUAAAUGGCGGUUUCGCCCCAGUUUGCACCGGCAGCGCCUUGUGCGCAUGCCUAGAUAUCUCCACAUUCACGCCCGGCCGUCGAAUCCUUCGCAAUAGUUCCGUGGCUUUGUUUUCUUUCUGUUUGCGGAUGCGCGGCGAUUGUCGCGCCGGUACACCCUUCGCCAUACGCUUCGAAGGCGUCGGUUGCAAUUCUAAAACGACAAAAUACCAAAUAUAUAAUUUAAUAUAAAUAUUGUACAUGGUUGAGGUUAGUUUGAGACAUGCAUGGUUAUGUGAGUUUAUCGCGAAAACUGCUCAGGCUCGCGAUGGCGUUGUGAAUCACUUCGCCGGCGAUCGCAGUCAGAGACUGAUGAAUAAGCCCACCUUUGAAGAGUGAAUUGUGUGAUGUCGCAAAAGUCGAAUCCAUGUCCGUAUUAGAAUCACCACCCUCCGAACCUUCAAGUUUACGCUUGCCGGUGCGUUUUAUCGUUCGCGAUGGAUCCACCAGUGUGGUGACAGUAAGCGCUGAAUUACUCGUUGUCCCGGAUGCAGUGCUCAAACCCGAAUCGCCGCCAUCUUGUAACUCUGACGCAUUCAUCGUAUGCAACUUAUCAAACACAUCUUGCAUUUCCUUGGUGACCAAACCACGUUUCGUGAGUAAAACAUGCCAGGUUUGCAGUAAAUGCGAAGAUUGCUCCAUAAACUCGCCACGUUUUUGUAACUCAAACGCUUGCAUACUGACCAGCGCUUCGAAUGUGUGUUUCUGUAACAAUAAACACUAAUUUUCAAGCAAA